This is a messenger RNA of Bactrocera tryoni, 3060 nucleotides long. RefSeq lists its product as uncharacterized. NCBI's taxonomy places the organism in Eukaryota, Metazoa, Arthropoda, Insecta, Diptera, Tephritidae. The record is from RefSeq and is a predicted model, not a curated record. Bases 486 to 2162 code for a protein of 558 amino acids. The transcript has 6 exons.
ACAUAGGUGCACAUAGCUGUUUAAUUCAGUGUGAUUUCAAGGAAUUCAUGUAAGGCGCAUACAAAAUUCCGAUUUUAUCAACUCAAACGCGAUAUAAAGACUGUAUAAGUGAACAGUGCAGUACAGCAUUUAAAUAAUAUAAAACCAGCUUUCUGACCAAUGAGGAGACGAUUUCGAAACCAAUUAAAAACAAGCAGCAAUAUUACAAUAUCAACAUAUGCAAAGAAAAAUAUGAAAAUUUGGAUAAAUUUCAAGCAAAUAUGAAAGUAUGAAAUCUAUUCAACGAGAUUGAAAAUCUAAUAAGUCAACAUGACUUAGAGCAGCAAAGAAUUGAAGCUGAAAGCUCAUCAACUCAUGUCAAUCACGCAGCCAAUAUUUGCGUAGCGCUACUCCACACCUACACCCACAAGCGACGAGUUCCCGCGAACAACCAAUCAACGGCUGACAAAGCAACAAAGUAAAGUUAAAUUAAAGCACGCGCCUAAAUGUAUGCAACGCAACGUGCAACGCAACUUGCUAAAACUAUAACAAUGGCAUGCAGCGUGCAGAAGCAACCCACUCAACCGCAACACACAACCGCAUCAGCAACUGUAACGGCAGCCGCCGCGAUACCACCCACAAUGGCUGUGACUGCAAUGGCAACCGCCAACAACAACAGCAAUACGAACAACAUAGGCAGCCAAAUGGGCGGCGGUGGCAGCAACAGCGGCAGCAAUAGCAGCAUGAGUGGUGGUGGUGUUGGCAUUCUAGCCGCAGCUAUCAGUGACGCGACCAGCAAACCGCUAACACCAAAACCGCGGGGCUCAUUACCGAAUGACGCAAGUAAACCGCCACAGGUGGAAUUUCACUGGCCACGCAUACCGGUGAGUACGCAUACCAGCAAUCUGCGCCUGAACAUGAUGAAUCAGAAUCCGAUGGACUUGCACACUGCGCGACUCAUGAUCGAAGAGUUGCGUACGAAGGUGCGCUAUCAAGCGGAGCACAUAAUGAAAUUGCGGAAAGCAUAUGGGGUACAGGUGACGCACAUUAUGCAGCAGCACUAUCACUACCAGAUGGAGAAGUCGGAUCAGUUGAACGCGCUGACCUCACAACUUCUCCUGCUGGAGUCGCGUUUAAAACGUAGACAAAAGCAGAUUGGGAGCCUGCUUUGCCAUCGCGAGUUCACUAUACAGCGACAGCAGAAGAUUAUCGAUACGCUGUCGAAUCGUCUGUCCGAUCACGGCCUGGAUGCUGUCGAGGCGAACUUCACCACGGAGCUGGAUUCACUGAACGACUCCGACUCGGCUGUGGUGCUGGAAGAUAUCGACUCGGAUAGCAGUAAUAUGCCGCUUCGCGCAAGGCGACGCAGCAGCGGUGGCGGUUCAGGUGCUGGCUUCGGCUCCAAUGCCACACAGUGCGGCAGCGAUGGCAUAACCAUUGUGCGCUCCAUCUCCGAUGCCAUCGAGACGAAUUUGAAGUACAGCGCCGUGCGUCGCAACAAUUGCUAUUUGCGCCGCCCGGAAAUAUUGGAGACCGUCUACUCAGUGGAGGAAGAUCCAGAACCAACAUCUGAUGUGGCUGAGAAACGUGAUAAGUUCCGCACACGCUCGGAGAAGGCGCUGAGUUCGAGCUCCACGGAGGGACAAAUAGAUAGCAACUCUUCACAUGCACCGGCGCACGCUUCAACACAUACCACAUUACAUCAAACCAACGGCACUGAAGUGGAGCGUACCAAAGAGAACAUACGCAUCACACCUCCAUCACCGCAACGGCAACUCAGCAUUUCCAAACCCCUCGAGUCACCGACGAAGGACGGCUACACGGCGUACAGUGUCACGGUGCCGCAGCUGCGCACCACGGCUGCCACACCGACUACCGAGCGGGUCAGUGCUUUGGCGGGCGCUGAUGUCGAUGGCAGUUCGCCUGGCGUUAAAUCGCAAGUAACGAACUACAAUCGCGUCAUGUCCAACCAUCGCUCGGUGACCAAACCCAAAGAUGUCAAAUAUAAACGUAUCAACAAAGCCAAGUCGAAGAGUCUGGAAGAGUUACGUGGUCGUCUCAAAAAUCUGGUGGAACGUGGCGGCAGCACCGGCAACGGACUCGAUGCGCAUGGCGCCGGUGGUGUUGGCGUUGCACCCUACACACACGGUGUUAUGCCGCAGACUGCACAGUCAUACGCGUGACAAUGGCCAUCAUUUGGUGGCUCCAACGCUACGCUCGCCGUUAUUGCAGCUACGGCGCCGAUUGCCUCCUUCGAUGCCGACAUGGACGACUAUGCAGUUGAAGAAGAAGAGUGUGAUUGCAUGAAAUUGGUGACGCCUAACGAACAGCAUGCCACACAGUCUGCUGCUAGCGAUCAACUUGACGAUGCGUGUGAUUGCGCGAAAAUGGUGGCGCUACCACAGCCGGAAGUCCCAACGCCUACUAGCGGCACCGUGGCGGAGCCCGCAGAAAGAGACUGCAAACUGAGCACUUCCGAAGAGCAAUUGCGUUCGCAACCAUUUUCGCCACUCAAGCAUUGCAUACCCAAACGUUCGUUGACUUUGCCCCGCAUACUCGUGCCGCAAAGCGCAUUCGGCUCAAGCGGCGGUGGUGCGGCUGGCUCGGGACGCAGUGGCGGCGGGCGUAGCGGUUUCUAGCAGAUAAAGAAAUUUUUCAUACGUAAUUGUGAUAAAAAGUGAACAAGCCGACCUUCGCUCCACUCCUCUCAGCAUUCAGCUAUCGCCUUUCACCUCGACAUUUGCACUGAUUUAUUGCUUUAUUUUGUGUACUCACUUUGUAAUUAGCUUUUCAAUCAUUUGACUUUUGUAACAUAUGUUUCCUGAUUUUUCAACUACACCAACUAGUUUCUAUAGUUUUUAGCGCCUAAUUUACUGUGUUACUCUUAAGUUUGCAUUUAUUUUGCUAAUUGCUAGUUAAGCUGCAAGCGCAUUUAUUCAUCGACAAUUACAUUUAUACAUACAUACUUAUUUUGCUUGAGAUCUAAAGCAUUCCAAUGAUCUUGAAGCAUGUAUUUUUAAUUAGUUUAUGCUAGCAAGUAACUAUAUAUAAUUUUCUAAUAAAUUUAGUAUUUUAAAAAUA